CCACGAACCAGAGCAAGCAAGACGAGCCAACCCUUGCUCGGCUUGACCUACCUACCCACGACUUUUCCUCCCUCUGCACGCGGUUAUUGUAGAUGUAGUGUGCGUGUGUAGGUAUCGUAUCGGCGCCUGAAUGCCUGGGUGAUGUCGAGAAAAUGCGGAAAGAGGAGGAACCCCUUGGUGCGACACAGGCAGCCCAUAAUUUCGAAUCCCAGUUAGGCCCAGCCUCGACGGGAUUCCAACAACGCCGCUAUCACCACCACGACUACGACUGCCACUACGACUGCCACUACGACCACGACCACGACUACGACCACGACCACGACCAACAACCACCUCAACCACACCUGCACCACCGCCGCCACCACGACCGCCACCAAGACCGCUACGCCCACUCGAACCCUAAUUCUGCAGCAUUUGACUCCUCCGACCACGAGGAUUGCGACCCCGAGCCAAAUCUUGUCCCGCAUCCCACCCUGUCGCCCUCGUCGGAAUUCGCAUCCUAUGCCUCACGCAACUUCCACGCCGCCCAUGCGAACGCGACCAGUGUCGAGCCCGUGGGCGUCGUAGAUCCCGACGAUUUCUAUAGGACUUAUCGUGGCGUCCACACGUCUGUCGUGCCGGGCCCGGCCUACGACGGAUUGAUGGCGUCGACCCUGCCCGUCUCCCAGAGGCCAGAGCAGAACGUCUCCCUGCGAUCCAACGGGCACCCUACCGCUCCGAGACACCCCCCCGCGGUCUCGACACGCUCCGGUCCGAAACCUGCCAUGCGCUCUGUGUCCGCGCCUGUUGACGAUAGACUUCCUGGUAGCACCUCUAGGUCGAGACCCGCAGCCGCCCCCGCGGCGCACGGGAACCGCGACGGACGUCGGCCCAGUGUAAAGGACCUGAAGCGAAGGUUUGACCAAAAUGCGGUGCAGUCCAGCAGUAACCCUACAGCCCGCAAGGCCGCCCCACGCAUUCCAACCAGAGAAACAUCUUCGUCAUCCGCAGGGUACCGUGGAGCCAGUGGCUCCUCUCCGACAAAUGGCCAACCAUCCUACGCAGCGGUGCGGUCGGCCGUGACGCGUGACUUUCCUUCUUCUUCUUCUGGAACAGGAGGGUCAUCAGCGACGCGGGCCACACACAGGAACAAAUCAGUGUCCGAGGACCAAUUAUCCAAUAAUUCCCAAUCAUUUGCCAGCCGAAUAGCAAAGCCUCGAGUGUCGGUCGGCUCGCACCCCGAGGCGUCUAAAUCGACGAGCAAUCUAUCCCCAAGCACCUCGCCCACCUCGCCCACCUCGAUCCCGCCGUUGCCCCUGUCCCGCGCUCUCCUCUUCGGCGAGAUCGCUCCCGGCGAACUAAAUUCCGGAGCGGCAGGUUACGGGAUCCAGCGCACUCGACCAAGGCGGACUUCGGACUCCAACCUGCGCACGCCGAGCGGUUUGCACCUGCGAAGCUUAUCCCAUACCGACGUCGAACCCCCCUCGCCGAGUGACUGGUACCGUAGUUUGAAAGGGGAACCCGCGAUUCAUGACCGUACCGAUACGAAGACCCCGAGGCCCACCAAGGCCCACAGCCGGUCACAUAGCGACGUUGCUGUAGCGAGGCAGGGUCUCGUACCAGCACCGUUGCAGGCGCCCCAAGAGCCGCGCUCAAAACCCCACACAGAUCGGGGUCCGUCGUCGACAGCUUCAAGACUGCCGGUCUCGGUGCGGAAAUUCAAUUCUCCCUCGGGCUCCUCCAGCCCAACGUCGACGCGGUCGAGCUCACCAGCCACACGCAAACGCCCUCCCGUCCCAGGGAAAAUGACCAAGCCGAUACCGACCGUAGGAACCAAGACGCCCUCCAGCAGCUCUAGCUCCACAACGCGACGGCCAAAUAGGCUAGGAUCCGUUACUCCAAACGGUAGCACAAGACUCAACGCUUACAUCUCAGCACCGGCACCCAAAUCGUCCCCGCCACUGCGGAGCUCACGACCGCGCCAACCGGUAUCUGCGGCGACCACCACGAGUUCGAGAAUGAAGGCCGUCGAGAGAGGCCGGUCGCCGAUGCGCGUCGACUCGAGAGCGGGGACGAGAUCCAACGACCAGGGCCGACGACGAAAGAUAUCUAUGGGCCCGAUCGACUUCGAGUCACGACGGGCCCAGAUCAAGCGGUCAUACACGAAAUCCAUCCGAGAAAGCGAGGCGAGGGCAGCAGCUAAGAGGGCGGAUGAGGAGAGGAGAAGAAAAGAGGAGGAGGAGGCCGAGGCUUUAAAGCUCGGAUUAGAGGCCGAGCGGAAACGUCGGGAUGAAAAGAGCCAGGAAGAGCUUGCCGGUGAUGACGUCCAAAAGUUAACAGAUACGGAAGCACCCAAAGCCGAUCAAGCAGCAUUGACCAUCGCCACGAACCUUGUGCAGCAUCGCCCAGGUGACGUGGCCGCAACACCCGGGUUCGUCCAGCAAGAUUCCCCAACAUUCGGUAUACCGGGGAGUUUUCCAACUCCCGGAACGGCUGAGGAUCAGGAUGAGGCACCGCCCUCGGCAAUCUCGAACACUACUGAAUUUGACAUCGAUCCACAAACGGAGCCUCCGCUGCAAAACGUUUCUAUACGGUUAGACAUAAGCAAGACUAGCAACGAGACCAGCCCCUCUAGACCAACGUAUCCGAAGUCGGAAUAUCGGUCUCCGUUCGAGGACGAAUGCGCCGACGACGACGAGCUACCCAUACCAAUUCACGUCUCCUUAAAUACUUCCGUAGAGGCCAGGCUGCAACCUGCGAACGAGACCGGUACGAGCCGUGAGAUUCCGACCGCAUACCAAGACGGCGACGGCGACGACGACGAGUACUCCCCACAGCCACUUCCAUCUCAACCGUAUCCAACGAAAGUAACGAUCAUUGGUCGUGAUUCGAGUUUUCCACACUCCACACGAGACGGUAGUGGACCGAUCUUCGCGAAUUUCUCCAGCACCCAAGAUUUUGGAGACAAAGAUGUGCAGCUCAAACAAGCCGAGAUUAGAGAGUUUCUUGCCGGGCAAAUCGUCGAGGAUUCCACGCAAAAUAUUCCGGAAGCUUCUAGCCCUAAAAUACCGGAGAGCAAUGGUAUAGACUCGGAGAAACGAGGUGUAGAGGACCCUCGUUUCUCCACAGAACCUCGACAGACUAUGGGCACGGUCCCGAGUCUCGCGGUGCCCAGAACUUCGGAUUCCGCGAAUAGAACGAGUCAAACGACGAUUUGGACCGACUUCUCGUUUAACACCCAAGAUGCGUACUCGGAGUAUGAGUUCAAGAACCGGGAUCUACCCAAUCUCGACCCAUCCUACCGCGACCACUCGGUCUCGGAGUCUGGCUCCGUUCCACGGGUAUACCAGGGGGGGCGAGGCUCCGUAGACACAUCUUGCAGCUCCGAGAUGCCUCCUCGUAGACCUUCUGGAGAGCCAGAAGCAGCCUACCACAGACCACACCAGCUUCCGGAGCUCAACACGGGUGGUGGAUUUGUCGUAGAUUAUAUCCAUCAUGAGGACUGCUCUAUCCCAUCGUUACCAGACCACUCGCCGCCCCCACCUCCCGAUGAGGUCUCUCUCCGCGAUGCCUCCAGUUCCGCCCCACAGAGCGAAUACAUCGACGAAACGAGGCCUAGCAGCUAUGUGCAAGGCGGGAAAGAUGACCAGAGCGUGUUCUCGAUGGGUACCUACCGGGAGAGUGAGGAUUUUAGCCGAUCUGAGUCAGUCUCUCGUGCCGUUUACCCCAACUCCUAUGAAGCCUCUACUCGCUCUGUUCUAGACAGCCGCCAGACGUUGGCGGACAGCAUCGACCAAGCCGACGACGGUACCGGACUCUCGGCGAAGGAGAAAAAACGCCUCUUCACGCGUCUCGAAACCAUCAAGGAGCUCAUCGACACCGAAGCAUUCUUCAUCAGGGACAUGAACAUCGUCGAAGAAAUCUACAAGGGGACGGCAGAGGCUUGCCCCCAACUCGACGACAAGACGAUCAAAUUAAUUUUUCGCAACACCGAUCAAAUCAUACAAUUUCACUCAGAAUUCCUGGUGGAACUGAAGGAAGGCGUCUCUAGUGUAUACACCCCCAGAGUGCAUCGGACCCCACCGCCGAAAGAGUCCCCGAGCCCAUCCGACGGCACCGCCCCCUCAAUCGCGUCGCCGGCGGCAUCGACGCCUCUCACGGGAGAACUAAACGACGAUAGGGACCGACAGACAUCGCUUGGGCCGAUUUUCAUUCGGAAUGUGGAGAAGAUGAAGGUGGCGCAUGAGACCUUUCUCAAGAACAGCGACCAUGCUGCGAAACGCCUCAUUCAGAUUCAGGAGGACCCGACGGUCAAAGUUUGGUUGAACGAAUGCAACGAGGUCGCAAGGGACUUGACGAAGGCGUGGAAUCUGGAUUCACUCCUUAUCAAACCAAUGCAGAGGAUCACCAAGUACCCAAAUCUUCUCAUCCAACUUCUGCACGAAACGCCGACAGACCACCCGGAUCGUCCGUUCCUCGAGUCCGCCAAGACCAGCUUAGAAAACGCGAUAGAGGAAAUCAACAAGACGAAGAAGAAUUUCGAACUAGUCGGGCAGAUAGUGGGUAGAAAACGCAAAGAGUCCGACGUCAGGGCCGGGUUCGCCAGGGCAUUCGGAAAAAGGGUUGACAAGCUACAAGCAACCCACAAGCCCCCCGAAGAUCCAGAGUACCUCAAACUUCACGAGAGAUUCGGCGACGACUACCUUCGACUUCAGGUUGUGUUACGGGAUGUCGAAUUUUACACGAGGCAGGUGACCGAAUACGUCCACGAGUUCCUGCAAUAUCUCUCUUCAAUGGAACUCGUCAUGCGGUUGCAGCCCUCGCCUCACCCCGAGAUCGAGAGCAAAUGGGUUCGCUUUAACGUAUCUAUGAGAGAUAUUGAAAAGGUUGCCCUAGAGCAUCAUCUCUCCCAAGUUCGAAAGCAGGUCAUCGAGCCUUUCGAGCUUGUGAUCAAGUCGUACGGAAAUCCGUCCCUCGCUAUGAAAAAGAGGGCCAAGCGCCGAUUAGACUAUGAAAAGUCGGUCCAACUAAAGAAAAGCGGUAAGAAGAUCGACAAACAACUUUCUGAAUUCAUCGAGCAGUACGAAGCCUUGAACGAGGCUUUGAAGAAGGAGCUGCCAAAGCUUUCUGCGUUAACGGAGAAAGUGGGCAAUAUUUGCCUUGGGAAUUUCGUCAACAUACAGGCGAAAUGGUUUGCUAUUUGGAAAGAGAAGGUUAGGGUAGUGCUCGAAGACUCCGAGGUGCCAGAGGUGUCCGAUAUUUUGUCCACGUUCCACCGCGAUUACAAGUUUCAAGACGAACAGAUCAAUACGAUUGGCAUCGUGAACCCGGCCUCUAAGGGCAGGCCAUCCCAAUCGACCAGCACGGACGAGUCCUUUGCAAGGCUCCGCCCGCGACCGUCCGAGCUCUUGGCCGCUCGCGGUCGAGGGCUGUCCCUGAGCAGCGACGCCGCCCCGAGUUUGCCAACGCCCGACUUCAUGAAGCGUCAUAGCGGCCAGUUCACUAUCUCGCCCACUUCCGCUUCUAUUCCGAGCCCCCACCAGUACUACUAUCGCGAUUAUUAUACCGGUGCCAACAUGCAGGGGCGACCGAAUUCCGGCUCACCCCAUACUCCUGAUUUGUCCGGUGUUUCUCGAUCUAUUGGUACGGCGUCCAUCCGUCCCGGGACGGGGCAGAGCCACGACUCUAGUAGCGGCUUCCCGAGGCAGAGUAUGGAGUCAACUCCCCACUCUAGACACUAUUCCAAUUCCACGUAUACUUCGCAGUAUCAACCGGCCGAUAACCAGCGUUACUCGGGUCUGUUCCAGUCUGCCUUGCCCCCGUCUGAUAGCCAAGAACGUCUUCCGCGACCAUCUCAAGCCUCAUCUCGUGCUUCUUCCCGAGAGAGGCAACCUAUCAACGGAUACAACGUCCUGUGGCUAGCAGCCUCCCUCUUCGAAUUUAACAUUGAAACUACUAAACAUGAAGCCGGGUACCCUUACCUAACGUACCAGGCGGGAGAGAUAUUCGAUGUCAUAGCUGAGAAAGGCGAGCUGUGGCUCGCCAAAAACCAGGACGACCCCAACAACCUAGUCGGAUGGCUAUGGUCCAAGCAUUUCGCCAAGUUGGCAGAUGAUUAGAUCGAAUGAUUUCUUAUUGUCUUACACGUACAUUUUCUUACACGUCUGUUGGUUCCUGCUCAUAUCACUUCUUGCGAUACC
Molecule: messenger RNA, 6179 nt
Organism: Durotheca rogersii
Lineage: Eukaryota; Fungi; Ascomycota; Sordariomycetes; Xylariales; Xylariaceae
Exons: 3
Coding region: 153-6098 (1981 amino acids)
Cellular component (GO): cytoplasm
Molecular function (GO): protein binding; guanyl-nucleotide exchange factor activity
Source: RefSeq, a predicted model, not a curated record